Messenger RNA from Pimephales promelas (fathead minnow), 1598 nucleotides. It is a transcript of the gene rnf25, whose product is annotated as ring finger protein 25. Gene Ontology annotation, cellular component: nucleus. Gene Ontology annotation, biological process: protein ubiquitination. Gene Ontology annotation, molecular function: protein binding; ubiquitin protein ligase activity. NCBI's taxonomy places the organism in Eukaryota, Metazoa, Chordata, Actinopteri, Cypriniformes, Leuciscidae. The record is from RefSeq and is a predicted model, not a curated record.
UGUGUCAGCUGACCGAUGUCCUGGUGUGGUGACGUCACCGCCAAGAUGGCUGCCGAGAGCGAUGUCCUGUCAGAAAUUGAAGUGCUGCAGUCCAUCUACUUGGAUGAGCUCAGUGUUACUCAGAGUGAUGAAGGAGGGUGGACAGUCAGUUUGGUACUCUAUCCCUCCACUGCGGAGGACUGUCUCUCUCAGUUUGUCCGUCUUACACUGACAAUGGAUCUGAACUCUCAGUAUCCAUAUUCAUCCCCUUGCAUCUCUAUUCACAAUCCACGUGGACUCUCGGAUGAUAAAUUGCUCAGUUUACAGAGCAGUUUGCAGAAGGAGGCAGAGUCAUGUAUGGGGACACCUGUACUUUAUCAGCUUAUAGAGAGAGCUAAAGAGAUACUGACUGAGAGCAAUAUUCCCCAUGGAAACUGUGUCAUCUGUCUGUACGGCUUUAAGGAAGGAGAAGUGUUCACUAAGACCAGCUGCUACCACUAUUUCCACUCGCACUGCCUUGGCCGCUACAUCACUCACUCUGAGAUGGAGCUGCAGGACCGUGAGAGGGAGCUGAAGGAGGAUAAAACUAGAGACCAGACGGAAAAAGAGGAGUUGGCUGUUGUUUGCCCUGUGUGUCGAGAGCCUGUGACCUACGAUUUGGAUGCCCUUCUUUCCUCCCCUGCUCCAAUUUUCACUCAGCAGGAGGAUGUAGACAUCGGUGGAGAAUUUAGAACGAAAUGGGCAGCGCUCCAGAAGAUCAUGGAACGGCAGAAGGAAAAGGGUGGCGUUAUUGACCCAGAAGAAGAGUCUAAUAGGUUCCUAAUUCACAUUAAUGAGACUCAAGACUCUUCUGGUACAGAUGCCUCUGGUGCCGAAUCUUGUCAGUCACUCCCUUCCUCAUCCACAGAUUCUAUUGGUGCAACCCAAGCCUCUCAAAGUCAUCACACUACAGGCCAAUCACAGCGUCUGUGCACUCAUGAGAGAAGGCAACAAGGUGACUUCAAGAGAGGUCAUAGAGGAAGAGGAGCCAGAAGAGGUGGACCAGGACGUCAUGUAAUGCCUUCACCUGGGGUGGAACAGUUAGGCUGGCUCACGCAGUCUUCUGAUAAGAUUAAUUAUGUCAACUCAGACCCACCAAACACUACAUCACAGGUAGAAAGCACAGCACAAGGACAGCCAUUUGAACUCGGUGAUAAUAUAGCACAGCUUAGGAAGCCUUCGAUCAAUGAAGAAGAAAAAUAUAUUUCUCAAGACAAGGUUACUUCAAAAUCUAACUGUGGACAAGAUGUGGGCAAACAAAAUGUUUGUAUUUCAAAAGAUAUGGAUCAGGCAAUCUUACAGGAUGGACACCCAGAAAGGGAACAUGUGGGUAGAGGAUGGAAGCGUGGUAAUCGUGGCUCCGGACGACAUCACGGACACUGGCAGGAGAGGAACUUUAAGGGACCAGGUUACUGGGAUAAUUCUGGAAGCGUCGGUCACCGUGGAGGUGGACAUAGAGCCAGAGAGGGAGGGGCUGGGCAUCAACACAGAGGGGGUGGAGCUCAUAGAGGUGGUGGGAGGGGUUUGCUUCAAAGAGUGGAAAAAGAAUUUAGGAAAGAGGGAGUGCUCUGACAAUGGGA